AUGCAUGCAGCUUUGAUGUCUACUGUUUCAGAUUUUCCGGCUUAUGCAAUGUUGUCUGGUUGGAGCACUAAAGGGAGAAAAUCAUGUCCUUGCUGCCAUUAUGACACACAAUCACGAUGGUUGGACUAUAGCCGUAAAUUUUGCUACCGGGAAACUCGUAUAUUUCUAGAUCCAGCCCACCCUUGGCGCCAUGAUAAGAGAAAUUUCAACGGUGAAAUCGAGGAGAGAACUGCACCUCUUCAAUUGAAAGGAACUGAAAUUGAGGAGCUACUUCGAGACUUUCCUAAUGAAUUUGGAAAGAAGCAAAAAAAAAAGCCAGAUGAAGAAGUUCCGUGGAGGAAGUUGCCAAUACUUUUUAUCUUGCCUUAUUGGAAGCAUUGCACUAACCGCCAUAAUCUUGAUGUUAUGCAUAUAGAAAAGAAUAUAUUUGAUAACAUCAUCGGAACAUUGUUAGACAUUCCUUUGAAGACCAAGGAUCAUGUGAGUGCUCGUCGAGAUUUGGAAGUUCUUAAAAUUAUGCCGGAGCUUCAACCUAUUGGAGAAGGCGAUGAUGAAGAAAUUCCGAGAUCGCGAUUCUGGUUGACAUUAGAAAAGAAGCGUUUGUUUUGCCGGAUCAUUAAGAAUGCAAAGAUACCACAGGGUUAUGCUUCUAAUAUUUCUCGUUGCGUACAAGUUAAUGAAGGGAAGAUCACGGGCUAUAAGAGCCACGAUGCUCAUUUUUGUAUUUAUUACUUGCUUCCAAUUGCUUUGAAAAUAACAUUACCUAAAGAUGUUGCAACUCCUUUAAUAAGAUUAUGUCAUUUUUUUAAAGGCAUAUGGAAUAAAGCUAUUAACCCUCGAGUUCUUGAUAAUCUCCAUAAUGAGAUAGUUGAAUCUCUUGGUCAACUGGAAACAAUUUUCCCUCCUUCAUUUUUUACUGUGAUGGUCCAUUUACCUGUUCAUUUGGUGGAAGAAAUUAGGUUGGGUGGUCCAGUUUGUAGCAGGUGCAUGUACUCAAUUGAGAGGUAUCUCCAUGAGUUAAAGGAUGAUGUUCGAAACAAAGCUUACCCCGAGGGUUCAAUGGCAGAAGCAUAUUGGGCCAAAGAAUGUCUUAGAUUUUGUGAUAGAUACAUAAAUCAAUCAAACACUCCUUCAAAUAUUGUGAAGCCUAGUAUCUCACAACCAUUCUUUCCUAAUAUUGGUCGACCUACUUGGGGAAAGGGAAGGACCACAAAGAAGAACCAAGAUGGGUUUAUGAUUGAUCAUGCUACUUGGGUUCAAGCGCAUCAAUAUGUCUUAUUCAAUUCAAGUUGUGAGGAAAUUGAGGAAUACAUCAGGCUACAGGCUACUAGUACUAAGAUAUUUUUUUCCCACAGUGAUCACAUGGCAUCUAUAAGUUCUCACCGGAAAAGAAAAUGGGAUAGUGCUCAAAAUCAUAGCAAGAAAUUCAUGGAUUGGUUUAAGGAGAAAGUUACUUAUAGGCUUGAACAGGGUGAUGUAGUAUCUGACCAUGUUAAAUGGUUAUCAAAAGGGCCUUCGUUUGUCGCAAAAAGGUACACCGGGUACUCUGUUAAUGGCUAUCACUUCCACACCAUGAAGCGCGAUGCAAAUUCUGUAUCUCAAAACCAUGGAGUUACUUUAACAGCUCUAACACCGAGUUUUUCUAGUAGCAAAUAUGAGAAUCCUAUUCUGUGA
This is a messenger RNA of Spinacia oleracea (spinach), 1674 nucleotides long. RefSeq lists its product as uncharacterized. The record is from RefSeq and is a predicted model, not a curated record. Bases 1 to 1674 code for a protein of 557 amino acids. The transcript has 2 exons. NCBI's taxonomy places the organism in Eukaryota, Viridiplantae, Streptophyta, Magnoliopsida, Caryophyllales, Amaranthaceae.